Molecule: messenger RNA, 1278 nt
Organism: Amoebophrya sp. A120
Lineage: Eukaryota; Dinophyceae; Syndiniales; Amoebophryaceae
Source: the annotation of a GenBank genome assembly
AUGACUCCCCACUCUGUUGCAACGCUUGAGAUUGUAACAUCUGAGCGCGUCAUAUCUCUGAUGUACAUACUUUCACUAAAACUCAGCCAGGAGUUUUCGUUUGGCAUAGAUAAAGGCUCCGAAUCCUCGUAUAUUUACUCUACCCGGAAGAUGAAUAAUAUCACCAGAAAAAUAAACAGUCUCAGUCUCAACAGACCUUUGUAUCAGAACCAGCAAUACAAAUGAUUUGCUCAACAUGCCACGGAAAACUUGUGAUGCGUCCUCGGACACGAGAAGGCAGAUCGCAUAUAGCAGCCGACUUUCGUGCAGUUGCAUCUAUCUUGACCUCGAGCAUGACAAAAAACGGUCUGUAGAAAGUUGCGCUUUUUUACAACAAGUUGAGACUGAGACACUUUUUGCUUGCGAUGCUGAAGAUGAAACGUGGCCUCUCUGUCGUCGACGAUGACAUAAUACAGGACCAACACGUCAUAUCUUGUGUAAAAACGAGGUCCCCAACGAACUCUCCAGAGCCAAGUAAAUUUUGCAUAGUGCGCGAGUGGUCAACAAGGUUUACUAGUUGUCGGGCAUAACUUACAUGUUUGGGUCUGCUCUAGAUAGUUGUAUUGUCGUGCUGGUUGAAGGCUAGUGGUAGUGGCACAUCACAAACCGAAACCUAGCAGCUCCAUUGUAUGCCUAUGCCACUUAAUACAGCAUGAUGUUGACAAAGUCCCACGGCAUAAGAAAAAAAAUGCUCCUAGAACUGAAGAGGCUGCUUCGCAUGAGACAAAGCAUGAGCAUGCAAAUAUGCCUGAGGACAAUUCUGGCAAGAACUCAUGGGAACGCUUUUUUACAUAGGAUCGUGUGCGUGUCAACUAAAGCCCGCAAUGCUGGCCACGACCUCCGGUAUUUACAACAACUGAUUAUGCGAGGAGAAACAAAUUUAUUUACAAAACGAACAAGAACCUAAUAAGCCAAAUCACUUUCAUCAAAUGUACACUUAUUUUUGCGAUUUUGUGAUCGUAAACAAGAAAAAGAAGUAGAGCAGCAUUUCCGUUCCAUCUGCCUGACCGCUAGUUGUAUGCAAGCACUAGCAUUUGUCGCCGCAGCACGGCAUGAUCAAAUUUUUCACCGGUCGUCGUGUACCGAGAGUUACUUGUUCAGAAUCAUUGACGAGUUGCAGCCCAGGUGUGUCGCUGAUGAACAAAUGAAUGCAUAUAUGAAUGCAUAUUAAAAACAAACAGCGCAUCUCCAACAAGUGCAAACUAUGUGUAUGCAAUGACCAUGAGGUGAAUGAGAAUG